Emiliania huxleyi CCMP1516 is the source of this 234-nucleotide messenger RNA. RefSeq lists its product as hypothetical. The record is from RefSeq and is a predicted model, not a curated record. NCBI's taxonomy places the organism in Eukaryota, Haptophyta, Isochrysidales, Noelaerhabdaceae. The annotation marks the transcript as partial. The transcript has a single exon.
CCGAGGCUGGCCGAGACGGCCCCGAGGCUAGCCGAGAUGGCCCCCAGGCUGGCCGAGAUGGCCCCCAGGCUGGCCAAGAUGGCCCCGAGGCUAGCCGAGACGGCCCCCAGGCUGGCCGAGAUGGCCCCCAGGCUGGCCGAGAUGGCCCCCAGGCUGGCCGAGAUGGCCCCGAGGCUAGCCGAGACGGCCCCCAGGCUGGCCGAGAUGGCCCCGAGGCUAGCCGAGACGGCCCCC